Ustilaginoidea virens is the source of this 864-nucleotide messenger RNA. RefSeq lists its product as uncharacterized. NCBI's taxonomy places the organism in Eukaryota, Fungi, Ascomycota, Sordariomycetes, Hypocreales, Clavicipitaceae. The record is from RefSeq and is a predicted model, not a curated record. Gene Ontology annotation, molecular function: S-adenosylmethionine-dependent methyltransferase activity. The coding region runs from base 1 to 864 and encodes 287 amino acids. The transcript has 2 exons.
AUGGCCGCCCGAGUCGACGAACCGUCCCCUCUAGCUCGAGCUUUCGACGGCGUCGACUUCUCCUCCCUCGGCGCCGUCUGGUCCUCCCUCUACAAGCAGGGCGUCCACCCUUGGGACCGCAACGGCCCCUCGGCCGCCCUGUCGGACCUCCUCUCCCAGCGAGCCGACCUCGUGCCGCCCGCGCAGCAGCAUGACCAGCGCGGCAACCUGAUUCGGGAUCCUGCCGGCGCCGCGAUUCGCCGCACGGCCCUCGUGCCCGGCUGCGGGCCCGGCCACGACGUCCUCCUCCUCAGCUCCUUUGGCUACGACGUCGUCGGGCUCGACUUUAGCCGCGACGCCAUCCGCAUGGCCGAGGAGAACCACAAAGCCGCCGACGGCAAGGCCAUGUACGAGCCUGUGAAUGGGCUGGAAAGGGGCGCCAUCCGCUGGACGACGGGCGACUUUUUCUCGGGCGAGUGGGCGACGGGGCUGGGGACCAAUGCCUCGGGCAAGUUUGACUUGAUAUUCGAUUACACGUUCCUAUGUGCUCUCCCCCCCGAGGCGCGCCCCCGGUGGGCCAAGCGCAUGUCGCAGCUCCUCGCGCCCGACGGCCACCUCAUCUGCCUCGAGUACCCGUCUGGCAAGCCGCUUUCCCAGCGCGGUCCGCCGUGGGGCCUCACCCCCGAGGUGUACGAGGCUCUGCUCAGCGCGCCCGGCGAGGACGUUGCGUACGACGCCGCAGGCAACGUGGUCGAGACCAUGGCCGCCCAGCCGGACCCCCGCGCGCUGCACAGACUGAGCAUCAUCAAGCCGGCGAGGACGCACAAGGCGGGGACGGACGAGGACGGCGCGGUGCGCGACUUUAUUUCUGUCUGGACGUCAUGA